AUGGCUGCCCCCAUAGAUAAGUUGUUUAUGGAAAUAGACAAAAAAUUCAACAUAGUUUUAUCCUUAAAACAGAAACAAGCCAUAAACGGAUUAUUCAAUUUAAAGGACGUUUUUGUUGGAACUAAAACUGGCAGUGGUAAGUCAAUGACUUACGAGUGUGCCCCAAUUUUAUUUGACAACGGAACAACGUUGAUCAUCUCUCCGUUAACAUCGAUCAUGAAAGAACAAGUUGAACGCCUGAAAGGACUAGGGUACAAAGCCAUAUACAUUGGAACUGAAGAAGAUGACAUUAACGGAAUAAGGAAUGGUCACUAUCACUUUGUUUUCGGUAGCCCGGAACUCCUAGUUGGAAACGACAAAUGGCUAGACGUUAUUAAAAGUUCAUCAUUUCAAAGCAACCAUCGAUUAACGGUGGUAGACGGAGCCCAUACAGUUGUGCAUUGGGGCCAGGGAUCUGCGCAGGAAAGCCCAUUCAGAGAGUGGUUUUCUCAUAUUGGAGAACUUAGAUCGUUAAGUCUGAAUGUUCCAGUACUGGCAUUGACAGCGACGGCAAGUCCAACAAACCGAAAAAAGAUCAUGAAAAGUCUUUGCUUCAAGGCCGAUAAUGUUGUGAUCCUGGACAACCCUGAUCGCCAAAACAUUAAAAUUACGGUAAUCACAAUACCAAACAAUGUAGAUAAUGAAAAGCUUUUUCACUGGCUUAUUAAAGGAGUAAUGCAGAAGAAGAGUGACUUUGAAAGACAUUUAAUUUUUUGUUCCUCAAUUAAGGAUUGUUCCCACUUAUUCUGCAUGUUGUCAAGACUGAUAGGGAGUACAGAGCUUGUGAACAUGUACCAAAGUAAGACCCCUGAAUUUGUGAAAGAAAAUAUUCGCACAGAUAUGGGAAGUGAAACUGGAAAAAUCAGAGUAUUGAUAUGUACUAAUGCAGCCGGAAUGGGUGUAAAUUUUAAGAAUCUACAUUGUGUUAUUCAUUAUGGGGUACCCCAUGACCUAGAUACUUUCGUACAGCAGAUGGGACGAGCUGGGAGAGACAGCACCUUUUCUGAAGAAAUACUUUUGGUCAAGAAGAACAAAAAACUUUUCAAGAAAAUUGAUCCAGAAAUUUUGAGACUUGUUUCAUCAGAAAAUGAAUGUCGAAGGCAGAUAAUCUCCUCAGCUUAUCUUGCUACAGCCGAUCCCGUAGACAGCCAUUUAUGCUGUGAUGCUUGCAACAAAAAGUGCAACUGUCGCAUUUCACAUGCAACUCAUCCCUUACAUGGGUGGAAGGAUGUUUCUGUAGAAGAGGCAAUGACUAGAGAGGUUGCUCAAGAAGACAGACUUAUUUUGCGACACAAAUUGCGUACAUAUAAGGAACAGUGUCCGACAGUGCCCUCUAUUGAUGUGUUACAAGAUGAUAGUAUUUCUUUGCUAGUUGAUAAUGUAGAUAAAAUAUUCUCUAUGGAGGAUGUCAUGAAAUAUGGUUCGAUAUGGACUUCCCAUAUUGCAAUGUCUGUUUUAGACAUUAUAAAUGAUGUGUUUCUUGAUAAUGAAAUGUAUGAUAUUUCUGAAAACGAAAUUGAUGACAGUAGUAGUGACUAUGAUGUUGAAUAA
Messenger RNA from Saccostrea cuccullata (small rock oyster), 1590 nucleotides. RefSeq lists its product as uncharacterized. The coding region runs from base 1 to 1590 and encodes 529 amino acids. Lineage: Eukaryota; Metazoa; Mollusca; Bivalvia; Ostreida; Ostreidae. Gene Ontology annotation, biological process: double-strand break repair via homologous recombination. Gene Ontology annotation, cellular component: cytoplasm; chromosome; nucleus. The record is from RefSeq and is a predicted model, not a curated record. Gene Ontology annotation, molecular function: 3'-5' DNA helicase activity; ATP binding; four-way junction helicase activity. The transcript has 2 exons.